UUAAAGAGUUGUCCCAUAAUUUAGUGUCCCACAAUUUAGUCUUGGACCCUCUGACGGCAUCACAGUAUCUCUCUCUUAGCUGUACCUUGAAAUAUUUAGCCUCAUUUUCUACCUACCUAGGUACCUAUCUUCUAGAUCUAAUGAUGUGCAUAGCAACCCAGCCAACAUGAACGGCGUAAUAGAGGCGCUGCACAUCUACGAUGAGCAUAAUCGUGCGAUACUCUCUCAUAUCUAUACAUCACGCCCUCUUUCGGCCGCCGUCCUUCUUCCCCUGUAUCUCGAACAUCCGGCUCCGAGACCCAACUUAAUAUACCUACCAAAUACCAACCCUCCAACCCUUGUAUUUAGUCUUAUACAUGCAAAUAUACUUUACUUGGCCACCUCUUCUUCUGAGAUAGAGCCUCUUCUCGUCCUCGAGUUCCUCCAUCGCAUAAUCGACGCUCUCGAAGAGUUCCUCGGCGCGCCGGUCCUAGCGCAUAAGAUCGAAGCAAAUUACGAUGUCGUUGCUCAACUUCUUACUGAGAUGUGCGAUGCCGGCGCUGUUAAUACUACAGAGCCGAACGCGUUGAGGGAUGUGGUCGAAGUAGAAGGUCUACUAGGGAAGCUAUUAGGUAGCAUUAAUCUGCCUGGCAAAUCCCCUAGUAACUCCAACGCACCGUCCCUUAUAUCUCAAACUGCGCCGGCUCUCCCCUGGAGGCGAGCAAAUGUGCGACAUACGUCAAAUGAGAUGUACGCCGAUAUUGUAGAGACGUUGUCUGUCACUCUUGCACCAUCUGGUAGGCCAAUCGCUGCAUAUGCGAAUGGUACUAUUGCAUUUACGUCUAAGGUAUCUGGAGUUCCAGAUAUCCUCAUAAAUAUCACUGGGCCCUCAGGAAAACAUAACCUAAACAGCGUUAUGGAAUUACCAGUAUUCCACCCAUGUGUACGAUUAAGCAGAUGGAAGGAGAACCCAGGAGAACUCAGCUUCAUACCCCCUGAUGGACGCUUCAUCCUCGCAGGCUAUGAAGUGGACCUACUACCUUUCACCAAUGGAAAGAGCGGGAAUUUGGGUUCGAACAGCCUAAGACUUCCAGUAAAUAUCGAGGUUAAAACCGGGUUGGGAUCAACCGGUUCAGACUUCGAAGUUCGGCUCAUCAUCAACAAGAACUUUGGAUCUUCUAGUUCUUCAAUAUCAGGGUCAUCUGGUAGAGGUGGCGGUUCGGGUAGCAGAGGGUUCGGAGGACCACACCCAGGCUCAGCCGGCGCGCCAUUAUUACAAGACCUUAUCGUCUCAGUACCGCUACCUUCCGAAGUUAGGAACCUUUCAGAUAUUCGACCGAGUAAAGGAGACGCUAGUUUUAGUGCAGGAGAUAGGGUAUUGGAAUGGCAUAUACCCACAAAGGAGCUUUCUACCGGGACAUCUUACUAUGGCCUUCGAUGCUCAGUCCAGGGUCCAUUAUCUGAAGAUCAAGAAGAUGCCGAUUCUAAUGGGUUCGGUUUCGGCAAGGACUAUACUUACGACGAGCCAUAUCAAAGCAAUGCCAACGAGAAGCCCAAAAAUGGCGAAGGAAGCUCGGACAGCGAAAAGGAAGCAAAAAGAAUUGCCCAGAACAAGAUCCUUAUGCCGAGCUCUGCGUCUGUUAGCUUCUCUGUCAAGGGGUGGUUAUCAAGUGGAAUUAAGGUCGAGAGCAUCCUCAUUGACCCGAGAAAGAGUCGAGGUCUGGGCGAAGGAAUAAAACCGUAUAAGGGUGUGAAGUAUCUUACCAUUAGCAAGGGGGGAGUCGAGACCAGGUGUUAAAGGGUACGUAGGGCAUAUGGACGGUUACAUUUGGAAUUGCACUAUCCAGUAAUGCUCCAGCAAUGCUCCAGCAAUGUACUGCAUGAUUGCAUGAUCGGCGUUUUGGUGUGCAUGCUGAGGAGCUAUAAGAUAUCACUACGCAUGGAUCAGCAAGGCGUCAAGCUGGGUACUACUAUUGAAUGAUUAUCUCCGUCCUCUCGAUAUCAAACCGGACUUUAGCAAAGCUCUAAAUAAGUGAAGGACGAACAAGUAACACAAAUACUAUUACCUUGAGAUUGGUUUAACGGAUAUCUUCGAAUGUACAUAAUAUAACCUUAGGUACAUUAGGUACCUACCUAUGUACAUAAAGUGCCUGUAGAUACAUAGUACAUAUACUGAGCUAGAUCCGGGGAAGAAUGUGGGGGAGAGACCUUGGCAAUUGCGGGCAGCUUAGCAUCAACUUGUCGAACAAGGGCCGAGGUAGCUGUACCUAGUAGGUACCUGAGGUAUGUACCUCAAUACUUCAACAACUAGAGUCAUCAAUCGAA
Molecule: messenger RNA, 2304 nt
Organism: Daldinia decipiens
Lineage: Eukaryota; Fungi; Ascomycota; Sordariomycetes; Xylariales; Hypoxylaceae
Product: Mu homology domain-containing protein
Exons: 2
Coding region: 167-1777 (536 amino acids)
Biological process (GO): endocytosis; intracellular protein transport
Cellular component (GO): clathrin adaptor complex; cytoplasmic vesicle
Source: RefSeq, a predicted model, not a curated record